CUCGGUCCGGCCCCGUCAGGGAUCGCCCGCCGCCGCCAUCUUGGACCUGGCGCGAGUGAGGGGCGGCGGAGUCGGGGUGGGGGGGCGCCCGCCGGUGCAGCCAUGGCAACCGCCGCCGCGGAGCAGGAAAUGGCCUCGGAUGUUCCUUCCUUGGGAGCCACUUCGGGCACGGCGGGAGCAGCCGCGCAUCCCGCAGGAAGCCUCAGCCAGAGGAACAGCAAGCGGAGGACGGGGCUCGAUUUUGAUGAAGAUAGUGACGGGAACGGCAAAUUUCUCAGAUGUGAGGAUGACCAGCUCUCCACCGACAAAGAGCGGUUUGCGAGGUCUGACGACGAGCAGAGCUCGGCGGAUAAGGAAAGGUUGGCCAGGGAGAACCACAGCGAGAUCGAGCGCCGGCGCCGGAACAAGAUGACCGCCUACAUCACGGAGCUCUCCGACAUGGUGCCCACCUGCAGCGCCCUGGCCCGCAAGCCGGACAAGCUCACCAUCCUGCGCAUGGCCGUCUCCCACAUGAAGUCGCUGCGGGGCACCGGGAACACCUCCACGGAUGGCAGCUACAAGCCCUCCUUCCUCACCGACCAGGAGCUGAAACACCUGAUCCUGGAGGCGGCCGAUGGCUUCCUCUUUAUCGUCUCCUGCGAGACGGGCCGGGUGGUCUACGUCUCCGACUCGGUGACGCCCGUCCUGAACCAGCCCCAGUCGGAGUGGUUCGGGAGCACCCUCUACGAGCAGGUGCACCCCGACGACGUGGAGAAGCUGCGGGAACAGCUGUCCACCUCGGAGAACGCGCUGAGCGGCCGCAUCCUGGAUCUGAAGACGGGGACGGUCAAGAAGGAGGGUCAGCAGUCCAUGAGGAUGUGCAUGGGGUCCCGGAGGUCCUUCAUCUGUCGGAUGAGAUGUGGGAACGCAACAGUCGAUCCCGUCUCCAUGAACCGGCUGAGCUACAUGAGGAAUCGCUGCAGGAACGGACUGGGUGCCAUCAAAGAGGGGGAGCCCCAUUUUGUGGUCGUCCACUGCACAGGAUACAUCAAGGCUUGGCCCCCAGCCGGAGUUUCCCUGCCCGAUGAUGACCCGGAUGCCGGACAGGGCAGCAAAUUCUGCCUGGUGGCCAUCGGCAGGUUGCAGGUUACCAGCUCCCCCGGCUGCACCGACAUGAACACGGUAUGUCAGCCCACCGAAUUCAUCUCCCGGCACAACACGGACGGUCUGUUCACCUUCGUGGACCACCGCUGCAUGGCCACAGUGGGCUACAAGCCCCAGGAACUCCUGGGAAAGGACAUUGUUGAGUUCUGCCAUCCUGAAGACCAGCAGCUGUUGAGGGACAGCUUCCAGCAGGUGGUGAAGUUAAAGGGCCAGGUGCUCUCCGUCAUGUUCCGUUUCCGAUCCAAGAACCGCGAAUGGCUCUGGAUGCGGACUAGCUCCUUCACUUUCCAGAACCCCUACUCGGACGAGAUCGAGUACAUCAUCUGCACCAACACCAACGUGAAGAAUGCCAACCAGGACACCCGGCCGGCCGUCUCGAACGCAAUGCAGCGGCCCCAGUUAGGCCCCAAUGUCAGCCUGCCUUUGGAGAUGGGCCCGGGCCACCUGGCCGCCAGGUCGCAGCCAGCCCAGCCGGCAGAGCUCGAGGUGGUUCCCGGGAGAGAGAGCUUAGCCACUUACGAACACCCGCAGGCUGCCCUUCAGGCUGUGAGCGCCUCUGGCCCCGAGCACAGCAAGCCUCUGGAGAAGCCCGGGGUCCUCUUCGGCCAGGAGCGGGACCCCCGCUUAAGCGAGAUCUACGGCGGCAUCAGCCCAGACCAGACGAAGCCCAUUUCGGCCAACUCGGUGCCCACCAGCCAGCCCCUCUUCGCCCCAGGGAACAGCUUCGGGGCUUCCGGCCCCGCUGAGAGCUUCCACAGCAGCAGCAACACCCUGGCGCCCCCCGUGAACGUCCUGCAGCCUGGCCGGGCACACUCGACCGCAGCCGGACCCAUCCUGGCCCAUCUCUCCCGCCACGCCAGCCCCGGCCAGGUUUCCGGAAGCGGCUGGGCUUCGGGAUCGCGCCCGCCUUUCACGGCCCAACCAGCGGCUUCCCAGCCGGUGAAGACUCGCCCCCCCUCCUUUGCCAUGGGCAGCUUCCAGGCCACGCCGUCCUCCUUCGGCCCCAUGCCAAACCCCGGGUCCGCGGCCUCGCCAGCCGGGGCUCCCUACCCAAGUCUUGCCGGUCGGAAUGCCCCUUUCGCUGCCGGAGAGAGCGGGCAGAAUCCGGCCCCGUUCCAGGCGCGGACGGCAGAAGGAGUCGGCGUUUGGCCCCAGUGGCAGAGCUCAGGCGAGCCCCACGUCCAGCAGCAGUCUACCCAGGCAGAGGUCUUCCCGGAUAUGCUGUCCAUGCUGGGGGAACAAGGAACCAACUACAGCAGCGAAGAAUUUCCCGAACUGAACAUAUUUCCGCCCUUUUCGGAGUAAGCGAGGGAGACCAUCUGCCACGAUGGGACGUUAUUCUGUGUAGCAACAUGGAGGGGGUCUCUUCCUCACCUCCCCCCAAUCCUUUGCAAAGAGCCCCCAAGUCUUCCUGGGGGGGGGGAACAAAAGUCUCCAAGGGGGGUCACAAACACAGGUGAGCUGAGGCUUGACCUUCCCACCAAAUCUGCCCAGGAAGACCCUCCCUCCCUCCCGCGACGGGCAUUACUCAGAGACCCUCCGGGAGAAAGGAACUGAUAGGAUAUCUUGUUUUUUUUCCCCUCCGACAUCCAACACGGGAAAAGAUGCUCGGGAAGGAAAAAGCUCAGCAGGUUGUUAUUGUUAUUAAUUUUUUUUUUGGUCUUGUUUUGUUUUUAAUUCUACGGCAUAAUCUUUUAUACCUACCUUGUAUUCUCAUUUAUACACGCCGAGGGAGCUGUGUUUUGUGAAGAGGCUCCUGCUUCUUAGGCGGUUUUGUGACUUGUGAACCGGGCGGAAAUCCUGGCCCCGUGUUUCUUCCCUCGCACGCUCGCACACGCGUGUCUCUUGUCUCACAAGCAGUAUUAAUGAAAUGCUGGGGGGAGGGGGCUGACAUACCCCUCCCUCCUCAUCUGUUCCCUUUGUUGGUUAGCUCGUCUUUCCAUACCUCUUUCGGGCCACGCUGUGCUCUGCGCUUGGAGACUGUGCUGGCACAAUCUUCUUCGUGAAAAUCUCCCUUUUUGGGGGACGGGGCGAUUGACAAUCAUGGUGGACGGCAAGGAAGCCAGGAGAAAAAAAACUCCCUGUUUUAAAAUAAUGUUUAGGGCCCUGAUUGGGGGAGGGGCCGUCCCCGUCUUGGAAAGUAGGAAAACGAUGCUGGUUCAGUCCUGGAGGUGAUCAAGGGAAGCCGCUUGGUACCUUUUCCAGCCGUUUUUCCAAGUCGGGCGUGGGUCAGGGUGCUUUCUUGCGCCCCCUCCCCUCCCUUCCCAAUCUCUGUGAAGCCCUUUUCCUCUCUAUUUGUACGCGCUUUACCACGGGGACACCAAAAAGCCAUAAAAAUUGCACAAAGUUCA
Messenger RNA from Crotalus tigris (Tiger rattlesnake), 3494 nucleotides. It is a transcript of the gene ARNT, whose product is annotated as aryl hydrocarbon receptor nuclear translocator. The coding region runs from base 103 to 2448 and encodes 781 amino acids. Gene Ontology annotation, molecular function: RNA polymerase II cis-regulatory region sequence-specific DNA binding; protein dimerization activity; DNA-binding transcription factor activity, RNA polymerase II-specific. Gene Ontology annotation, biological process: regulation of transcription by RNA polymerase II. The record is from RefSeq and is a predicted model, not a curated record. Lineage: Eukaryota; Metazoa; Chordata; Lepidosauria; Squamata; Viperidae. The transcript has 22 exons. Gene Ontology annotation, cellular component: cytoplasm; nucleus; aryl hydrocarbon receptor complex.